CCCGCGUCAGGGCGGCGCGACGCGUUCCUUCGCCUUCGCUGUUCCUCGCCGGCGUCCCCGCUGCCCCGCCGGAGAGAAGCCGGGAAGGGGCGACGCAGCCUCCUCCUUGGAAGGCCGGCGGGCGGCAGAGGCGCCCUCGGGCCCCGCGCGGGCGUUGGGGCGGGGCGCGGCUCCCCCUCUGGAAGCGGGGAGAUGCCGGUGAAGAAGAAGCGCAAAUCCUCGGGGCAGGCGGGGGACGAGACGGGCCUCAAGAAAUGCAAAAUCACCAGCUAUUGUAGGUCGCAAGCUUCUAGUAAAGUGAUAAGUGGUGAGGACCAUUUCUCAAGCAAAAAGUGCCUGGCCUGGUUUUAUGAAUAUGCAGGCGAUGAUGAAGUUGUAGGGCCGGAAGGAAUGGAGAAAUUCUGUGAAGAUAUUGGCGUUGAACCCGAAAACAUUAUUAUGUUAGUUUUAGCCUGGAAACUGGAGGCUGAAAACAUGGGAUUUUUUACCAAGGAAGAAUGGUUAAAGGGAAUGACCUCAUUGCAAUGUGACUGCACAGAGAGGCUGCAAAGUAAAUUUGAUUUUUUGCGCUCACAAUUGAAUGACAUUUCUGCGUUUAAGAAUAUCUACAGAUACGCCUUUGACUUUGCAAGGGAUAAAGACCAGAGAAGUCUUGAUAUAGAUACAGCAAAAUCUAUGUUAGCUCUUCUACUGGGAAGAACGUGGCCGCUGUUUUCAGUAUUUUACCAAUACUUGGAGCAGUCAAAAUACAAAGUUGUUAACAAAGACCAGUGGUACAAUGUGUUAGAAUUCAGCCGAACUGUCCACACAGAUCUUAGCAACUAUGAUGAAGAUGGGGCAUGGCCUGUUCUUCUUGAUGAAUUUGUGGAGUGGCAGAAGGUUCGCCAGGCAUCAUAGCAAAAGCAGCUCUGAAGAAAACGCUGGAUCUGACAUUGCACACCUCUACAAAAAUGGAGUCAAAACCAGAGGUCCACCUCCUUAUGAACUUUAUAGUCAUUUUUUUUCCUUUUAUUUUUAAAGGAAGCCUUGUUACAUGUGAAACAGCCAUUGAACCACACUUCUUCUGAGACUGAGAAUUUGAAAAAAAAUGUCUUAAGUUUCAAUCAUUUCAGAACAAUAAACAUUCAGAUUUUUAACCGUCUUAAAAGUGAAGGACAUCCCUUGAGUAAAAAAUGUAGUUUCUGUACUCUCAAAACCAAAAUAUUGUAAGCUGCAUUGGAAGUGGCCUGUCAGGGUGUUUGAAUAUCAGAGAUGUAUUUGACAAAUGUAGUAGGAUAUGGUUCGGGUAUGGUAGCUUGCUAAUGGAACGACUGUCUUUAGGAAGAAUGAUCGUGUUAACAUUAGGCCUUGGCUGGUGGUGUACUAAUGCUCAGCCUCAUUCGUGCCAUAGGCUACCUCUUCGCAAGGAAGGCAUGGCCUUAGUUUUGAUUACUUCAGUUUCCAUGAAUAAUGUGAGUUUGAUUGGGACCUUUGUAGCAUACUGCCGUAAGAUGGCAUAUCUUUAAUUCAUCCUACCUUUAACUAAGAUGACGGUGUCUAUAAUAGAGCAACUGCAAGUUCUUAAAACAGUUAUUCAGUUGUGUUUUGUUUUGUAAAUGGUUUGUAAUAUUAAAAAGAAAAGCCUAGGAACUCUUAGGACAAAGUAAGGUCCCUUUAAUGGACACUGGACUGAGAACAUUCAGAGAAUGACCUUUCCUUCCAUUCUCCAGAUUUGGGUAACUGUGUUAGUAUUACCUGAUAAGCUGGUUGCACCUCAGUGUGGAGGUAGAAAGUGGCUGCACUUCCCUGGUGUGGUUGCUGCUGCCUAUCAGGAGCAUGCAAGAGAGAGAAACUCGGUGUGUUAUGUGUGCGUGUUGACUUAAAUGGGCAAGUAUGGAAAUCUGAAGUGCUUAAUUAGCUCUGUAUUUGAAUACUUGAGCACCAUCAAGUGCCAUACACUCAAAUGUUACUUUGAUAAAUAUUAAAAUUGCCUCUCAGCUUAGCCAAACACAGACAUGCCUAAGGCCUGGUUUGCAAAUAUGUAAAACAAUUAAAGCAUAUGAAAAACAAUAACCAGUUAAUAGGUGGGCAAAGAUUCAGGAAAUAAACUGGCAUCUCAUUGGCCACCUUCAACUGAGUUAACUGUUCUGAUGGCUGUAUCAUCCUUUUAGCAAACCUGGGUUGACUUUAAAUACAUGGGGUGUCCCAAGAGCUUACCAUGCUAGGUAAGAAAUGGUAGCAUUUGCCUCAAGAUAAUGAUAAACCUGUUGGUGUAUUCAAUUAAUUGCAGAUAGGACAAGAUAAACUCUUACUCAGAGGUGAGGGAGGGGGUUAGGUUUUGGUAAUUGUUUUUGGAAUUUUGCUCCAGUAUCUUUUUCUGGUAUUUUAUAGAAAAGGUCUACUUCUUUUUUCAGCUUUCCUUGCUAUUCAGGUGCCUGACCGAGUUAAUCAAGGAUUGCCUUUUGCGUCAUCUUACGGGGAUGACCUUACACUGUGGAUUUUUUCUGGAAAGGAGAUGAGGAGGUUAAGGGAGAGAAGCGUUUCCAGACUUACUGCUAUUCCGUAACAGCUCAUGUUGUCUUGUGUUUAUCCCAUUGCAACUUUUAAAACUUGGGGGAACAGCCUCAUGUGAACAUAGUUGGUUGAUCUAGCAGGUUUUUCCUGUGGAGGGACAGAAAUACAACUAGUUAAUGUUUGGUGUCCAUUGUUUCAUGCCACUCUCUUGGAAAUCUCCUGAAGCCUGCAUAUAUAACUUGGGAAUAAGUCCACCUGGACAUGGUAUCACUUCUGACAUGUAGAAUUGUGCUGCGGGUCUGAUAAUCAGAGGAACACUCUUCUUGACUAUUACAAGAGGGCUGUUUCCACACAUGACCAUCAGUUUUUAUGGUUAGCCACUUUGGACGUGAGCAGUUGAAAAUCCAUAUCCAAAUCAGUGGAAUGGAUGUAUGAAAAUGUUGCAGUACUUAGCUGAAGUCAUAAGAUAAAUUCAUUAAGAUAUUGUUGAAAUGGUAGUUUUUAAUUCAGUACUUGUUAAAAUCCUCAUUACGGUUUUCCAGAAUAGGCUGUUGUUAGGAUGGAGUCCUCCUAAGGAUGGAAAACUAUGGGAGUAAGAUGGGUGCCUCCCCCCGCAAUAUGUCGGCAUAUCUACCAGAGAUGGCAUUAGAUUGCUUUCUCAUAUUGCCACUUUCCCAGCUGAGGGUCUUGUACUCUCUCAAGCGUUGAUCUGGGUUGGAGGAAGCAGUGUGAAACUAUCCAGAGGUAGCCCUUUUAAGUGAAGCAUGCGUUCUCUCUCACUGUAGCGCCAUGAUGCUUCCAACAGCACCUUGUCCCAGUGCUGUCAUUAUAUUCACACUGGCUUGAGAGUAAGCCUCUCCUACAACCUUUAUGGGACUCACUUCUGAGUCAAUAGAACUGAACUGCUGUGCUCAGCUCUGCAUAGAACUGAACUGCUAGGCUGUUUCCACAUGGGUUAUCUGCCCGAAGUUCAAUCCUGUCAAGAAGCAAUUUUUUUUUCCUUCUUCCUCACAGCAUUGUGGUGCAUUUGUACACCUUGUGCAAUUUCUCCACCUUCUCUCUGACCUUUCUCAUACCUGGUUUGCUCUGAAGUUUUGAGUAAGUGCAGUGAAGGCUGGAUGGCCGCAGUGUAUGUGGGGGGGGGGGGAAUGGCCCUAGAAUAUUGUUUAUAACAUUAUACCAAUAUGUGUACCAGGUUCUCCAAAUUCUGAGUUAUUUUUUAAAUUGCUAGCUCCUUCCAUUGUGGAGAUAUGCCUUUCCCCUUAUAUCUCUGCAAUAAAGAGGCUAGAGACUUUUUGAAAAAUGAAAGCUGGGAAUUCAGAGAACGUAGUAUGCUUACUGGUAUAACAUAUCAAUAUUCUAGAGUAGAGUUUUAAAAAACCACAAAAGCCCUGGUGGCCACGGGAGGAGUGGUAGCUGCUGCUGGGGGGCUGGAAAAGGGAAACUGGGAAAACCUGCCAUGUGUGAGCUCAUUAUUGUCAGCGACACUAGCCGCCACCCUGGUCACUCUAAUUUAUUACCCUGUUCCUUUCAUAAGGUUUUCUAAAACAUUUCUUGUGAAAUCUCAAGAAAUCAAGUGACCCCGAAUUUUUAUAAUGUCAAUGAAACAAUCUCUAAAUUCAGGUCAUAGAUUCUGUUUUAAGUAAUUUAGCCCAAAAGAGCUGGUAUUAGCAUGGUAACCAUUCAAGAUGUUGUGUCAUCCAAUGCCAACAUCUUUACUUACUGUGAAGGAUUUCAAAUUGCUGUGUGUGACUUGUAUCUCUGAGGUUUUAUCAGUAUUCUUAUAAUAAAACCAUAUUUCAGGGAUUUGCAACUUG
Messenger RNA from Eublepharis macularius, 4310 nucleotides. It is a transcript of the gene DCUN1D5, whose product is annotated as defective in cullin neddylation 1 domain containing 5. The transcript has 8 exons. Gene Ontology annotation, molecular function: ubiquitin conjugating enzyme binding; ubiquitin-like protein binding; cullin family protein binding. The record is from RefSeq and is a predicted model, not a curated record. Gene Ontology annotation, cellular component: ubiquitin ligase complex. The coding region runs from base 193 to 897 and encodes 234 amino acids. Lineage: Eukaryota; Metazoa; Chordata; Lepidosauria; Squamata; Eublepharidae. Gene Ontology annotation, biological process: protein neddylation; positive regulation of ubiquitin-protein transferase activity.